UGCUUGAGAACUUAAUUUUUUAUGUUUAUAUAGAUGAAUGACGAACAAGGUAAGGUUUACUAUAGUAUAAUAUUGAUUCAGUCAAAUUUAGUUUAACACGUGUCAAGACUGUGUGGUCAUUACUAAAUCUUAUUAGAGUUGAUCCGUAACGUCGCUAGCUGACUGUUAGCUUACAGCCGCUCAGAGUGAGAAGCUUUAAGAAAAAAUAAAUGUCAGCGGUGUGUUUGAGGUGGACACGGUGACCACAGCGAAUUAACAGCAGGAUGACGCUCGUUUCCAGUUAGCGUGUAGAUGCUAAUUGGAACUCGGCUAAGGUACUUUGUGGAAAGUCGUAAAAAAUAAUAAGAAGAAGCGGAGAAUGGCUAAAGACACACGCGGCAGCAUUGCUGAACUGGACCAGAAGAAAUACGAUGCAGACGAACAUGUAAAAAUAAUCUGUCUGGGAGACAGCGCAGUCGGUAAAUCCAAGUUGAUGGAGAGGUUUCUCAUGGACCACUAUCGCCCGCAGCAGUUGUCAACCUAUGCUUUGACCCUCUACAAAUACACAGCCACUGUUGAAAGCAAGACUGUGGCCGUCGAUUUUUGGGACACUGCGGGCCAGGAGAGGUUUCAGAGUAUGCACCCCUCUUACUACCAUAACGCACACGCAUGCAUCAUGGUUUUUGAUGUUCAAAGGAAGAUUACAUAUAAGAACCUGGCUAACUGGUAUAAGGAGCUGAGAGAGUACCGACCAGAGAUUCCAUGUUGUGUGGUCGCCAAUAAAAUAGAUGCUGAUGUAAAGGUGACACAGAGGAGCUUUAAUUUUGGGAAGAAGCAAGGACUUCCAUUUUACUAUGUGUCAGCAGCUGCUGGGACCAAUGUAGUCAAGAUGUUCAGAGAGAUGAUCAAGAGAGCGUUGGAUUACAAGCUAAACCCGUGCGACUUCAUGGAUGAAGUGAUGCAAGAAUUAGAGAACUUUGACUUGGAAAUGAAGGGAGAUCAUUCAGGAGGCGGUGAGGAUGGAGACAGCCCCGAGGUGGCCUGACAGUCUUCACGUAUCCUCCGAACCGUAUGUAUCACCUCAAGGAUUUGUUGAUCUGGCUCCGGGGCCAGAUUGUGCUUUUCAUCAGCACUUUGCUCUGGGACUUCACCAUGAUUUAUGAUGGUGCACAGCUGGGGCCAUAUUCACAAAACAUCUUCAGGCUGAAUGUAGCUCCUGAGUGACUGAUCAAAGAGAAACUGCUAAAA
Molecule: messenger RNA, 1227 nt
Organism: Thalassophryne amazonica
Lineage: Eukaryota; Metazoa; Chordata; Actinopteri; Batrachoidiformes; Batrachoididae
Gene: rabl2
Product: RAB, member of RAS oncogene family-like 2
Exons: 8
Coding region: 359-1024 (221 amino acids)
Cellular component (GO): Golgi apparatus; endosome
Molecular function (GO): GTP binding; GTPase activity
Source: RefSeq, a predicted model, not a curated record